AUGGCGGAAGCGCAACGUCUCAUCGUGCCUGCGUAUAUGAUACGAAUCGGGCGUGCUGAGCGGCGGCUCGGAGAUCGCCGUGAAGCGGCUGUCGGCGCAGUCGCGGCGGAGUUCCGGAACGAGGUGGAGCUGAUUGCCAAGCUGCAGCACCGCAACCUGGUGCGGCUGCUGGGCUGGUGCGCCGAGCGCGACGAGAAGCUGCUGGUGUACGAGUACCUCCCCAACCGCAGCCUCGACGCCUUCCCCUUCGGUGCGGUAACCAAGUCCAAGUGCAUGCACCUGUCUGCUGUCUGUUCCUUCUCUUCCAAUUUCCAUUCCAGCACUCAUCCGAGGCGUGCGUAUAUCGAUCACCUGUUCAUUUGUUAG
Molecule: messenger RNA, 366 nt
Organism: Miscanthus lutarioriparius
Lineage: Eukaryota; Viridiplantae; Streptophyta; Magnoliopsida; Poales; Poaceae
Source: the annotation of a GenBank genome assembly